Molecule: messenger RNA, 2668 nt
Organism: Conger conger (European conger)
Lineage: Eukaryota; Metazoa; Chordata; Actinopteri; Anguilliformes; Congridae
Gene: fancg
Product: FA complementation group G
Exons: 14
Coding region: 184-2100 (638 amino acids)
Biological process (GO): interstrand cross-link repair
Cellular component (GO): Fanconi anaemia nuclear complex
Molecular function (GO): protein binding
Source: RefSeq, a predicted model, not a curated record
CACAGAGAAGGCGGGUGUUUAUGAUUCCAUACGAGUUGAGUUUCAAUUUCAUUGCAACUAAUUCAGCUCUAAUUCAACAUUUGCUCAGCUGGCUAAACUCAGUUGCAUUGAACAAGUAACGACAGCUGGCCUUCCAUGGUCAUUUCUAGCUAACUUAGCUGUAGUUCGCUGACGUACAUUUACAUGGAUCUGGGAAUUCGGAGCAUUAAUUGCUUGGACAUUUGGACUGAGGAGAACAAUGAUAUUAUCAAGAAGUGGAAGCGUAAUGAAAGAAGUCCGGAAAUACAACAGGACGCACGUAAGCGUUACUACUCCGAUAUCCACAAGCUACUUCAAAAAAUACAAGGUGUCCCGUGUGUUCCUGGUAGCGUCCGACUUGAGCUGACCGUUCUUUACAACACUUUGCUUUUCGCUCUUAGCCUGUCAGCUUUCACAGAAUGGCGAGUGCUUCUCACCCAUGGUCUUGUUAGAGCACUUGAAGCCCAGGGCUGCCAUCCCGCCGGCUCUGAGCUGACCGUGCUGUGGCAGACCGCGCUGCAAAUCUUUCCUGGCACAAAGACGCUGUCCUGCCUCCAGCAGCUCCUGUGUGUGCAGGGAGCCCUGUGGCUCUGUUCUGACCAGUUGGAGGAGCUAACGGACAUUCUGUCAGGCCCCCAGAAAGAUGUGGCAGCAGCGUCAGGAGAUAUGCUUGCAGUAAUUGGAGACCUCAGGUUUUCCAUUGAAGGGAAUACCGCCCUCUCCGUUGCCAUGGCACCCGGGGAGCUAAAGGAGCUUGUACACAUCUGCACUGUCACAACAAAGGGUGUUAGAGCGAUGGAGGAGGGGAAGUACCCCCGGGCCCUUCUGGCUUUUCAGCAGGCCCUCUCCCUGCCUGCACCCAGGACCCUCCUGGCACAGCUCCACACCAUGACUGGCAUCUGCCUGGGCAAACUGGGCCGGACCCAGAGUGCCCUGCAGUGCUUCAGGAAGGCCCUGGAGGUGGACUUUGGCUGUCGGAGUGCGCUGUAUCAGAGCUCGCUGCUCUACGGGCAACUGGGGAAUACCCAGGCUGAAAUGGAGGCCCUCGGUCUCCUCCACGCUGCGGUGUCCCUCCCUGCCUGUGGAGACUCUUCCAGGGACCAGCCCCCGCUGCUCGCCCCCGAAUCCCUGCUCCAUAGCUCCACCCUCACCCGCCUCCUCGCCACGCCCUCCCCACCUGGGGUCCAGCAUGCCCUGGCACACAGGUGCCUGCAAAGCCACAGAAUACCGGAAGCUGUAGAGCACUACCUGGACUUGCUGACUUCCUUACAAGCAGAUGGAAAGCUGUUGGUAAACACGGGUGGCAGCCCAAGUCUUCCCAGAAUCCCUGAGAUCUACCUGGAGGCGGCGUUCGCCAUGCUGAAGGCCCGGAGACUGUGGGACACGGUGGCGAUCUGUGAGGAAGUUCUCAGUGAGACCGUAGACCUGGUCCCAGAAAGGCUGGUGCUGGAGGUUCCCGUUGAAGAGCAGCAGGGGCCAGACUGUGCCACACAGCCAGCUCCUCUGUACGGGAGGAGCAGAGAGAGUGUGGUGGAGAGGCUGAACCUUGUGCUGUGGACUGGAGCCUCCUACCUCCUCCAGGGCCAAGCCUACAGCCACAUUAAGGACCAUACAGAGGCCAUAACACAUUUCACCAGAUCAAUAAAUGCGCUCCUAAAGGUGCUCGUUAAAAGUAAAGACAGCUGGUGUGGAGAUCCAGGACAGGGGGCUGGGGUUAAGCUACAGACCCUACGGACACUGAAGAGCCAGGCCCUGGCUGGUAGGGGGGUCUGCUUCCUGCUCACUGGGAGGCACAGGGAGGCUCUUCAGGACCUCCAGCUAGGCCUACAAGCCUCACCAGGGAUGGAGCACGCAGAGCUGUGGCUGGUCGAGGCUCUCUGGCAGCUGGGGAGGAAGGAGGAAGCGGUUUCCCGUUGGAGGACAAGGAAUCAAAGCUCCGCCCACACACCUGUAUCACAGGAGCACAAACCUGGAUUUCUGCCUGUGUAUCUACAACACAACCUUCAAAAUGGGGUCUGUGUUGAGCCUGAGGGCCUGAGGAAGAAGAUGGAAGACCUUCACUGCAGAGGAGCUGCAACAUGAGGAGAUAUGAUUACCAGUUGCAUUUUUGGGAAAUCUAUCCCACGUGGGAUUUCUUCCAGGAACUACAUAUUGGCUUUUAAGACUUUUAAGCCUUCUGCCGCAGACACACAUUAUACCUGGGAACUUGAGUACAUCGGUGGAGUGCAAUGAAAAUCUAUAUAAAAUCUGUACUGGGCAAAAUGACGCAUCAUGCACCAUUAUGACAAGCCAUGAAAAGUAUAGUAAUUAUGAGUAGUCAAUCUGCACUUGGUGACUAUUUACCUGAACAAUUGUGUAAGGUGCUGUAAUUAAUAAGAAAAAUGUUUUACUAACUAUAUAUCACUUCCACCACGCUUUAUAGUUCUAUCACUAUCACUAAUGUGCACAUUUUUAAGAGGAAAUUUGAACUAAAAAAAUCUCCAACCACAGUGCUGAAUAGCAAAAUUGUUAAGCAGUAGACAUUAUGUAUUCUCUUUGUGGUGAUCAUAAGUUAUCCAACAUGGUUUAUUGUUGACCAUAUUCAUUAAAUUCAGUUCUCCCAAAAUGAUACUGCCUAAGGUGACUUCCAAAUUGUUACCCAUUUAUUUAU